ACUUCCGGGCCCAUCACAGAUGAUUAUUAAAGGUUUGGAAACUGAAACUGUUGGAAGCUACGACGAAAUUGAUGAGAUGGCUUUAACGAGUUACAGACAGUCAAGUUAACAGGAAUAGACCUACAGCUACAAUUAAGGAAAGCAGACCAUAACAAGAAAAAAAAAACUAGAGAGGGAGAAGCCAUGGCCUGUGCCCGAGUGCCACUGGAUGAGCAGCAGGUGACCGAGCCGGGCCCGCUGGGAAAAGAGCACACACUGCCUGCACUGCACCCGACCAGGAAGGAGGAUCGCUGUUUUGUGCCUUACAAGUCCCUGCCAGAAGACGGCUCUGCCGCUGAGGUGGAGGAGUUUAUGGAACAUGCCAAAUUCAUCACAGAGGACCUGGAGUGGCUGCUCACACUGCCUCAUGACAAGUUCUGGUGUCAGGUGGUCUUUGAUGAUUCUCUGCAGAGGUGCCUCGAUUCCUACCUGCAUCAGGCUCCUCGAGGCCUGGACCUCGCCUCCCUGCCCUCCUCCCCGGCGGUGGCCGACAUGCAGCGCUCCGUUCACAGGGCGGUCUUCUUGACCUUCCUCAGGAUGGCUACACAUAAAGAGUCCAAGGAGAACUUCCUCACCCCGGCUGUGUUUGGAGAAAUUAUCUAUGAGAACUUCCUGUUUGACAUUCCCAAAAUUCUGGAUCUGUGCGUGCUCUUUGGAAAGGGCAACAGUCAGCUGCUGCACAAGAUGCUUGAGAACAUUUUUACCCAGCAGCCAUCUUACUACAGCGACCUAGAUGAGACAGUGCCCACUGUGUUACAGGUGUUCGACACCAUCCUGGAUAAGUGUGGUCUCCACUGUGAGGGAGCCACCGCCAUGGAGCCGAUGAAGCUGAGCGCACACAAACAGCCCACUGCCAUGGCCAUGAGCCAGCAGGAUCUUGUAGAUCUUAUUCUGUACCUGUGUGACUCGACCACCACCAUCCAUGCCUUCCUGGAUAUCUUCCCUGCCGCCUGCUCCAGCUUCCACUCCCAUGGCUUCCUCAGCAGACUGACCUCGUUUUAUGAGGCCGCUGUGCCUGACCUCGAGAAGGCGGUGAGGAAGAGAAACUUUGAUGAUAAAGGUCUUCAGCAGGAUUUGUGGAAGAGGUUGUCCCACUCCUGUCGUAAGAUAGUGGAGAUGGCUCACCUGUUGCUGCAUCACACCUGCCUACAGCCGAUCCUAGAGGGGGGAGAAAACAUGCAAACAUUUGCAGAGGAGCUACUACAACAUUUCACAGCUUUUUUACCUGAGAAAAGGUUCUUGUCAGACUAUGAUGAGCAGUUCCCCAUCGCAGAUGACAUCAGCCUGCUACAACAGGCCCUCCCUGUCAUUGAUGAGACGCGGACGUCCUACCUGCUCCAGGGGGUGGAGAGUGCCUGGGACUGCGUGGGCCGACGGAGACCACACAGCCAGACUCCGUAUCAGGGAGCAGCGGGCGGUGGUGCUGCUGCUGCUACAGCUGGCUUUAAAUUUCAGGAGGCUCGAGAGCUAGAAGGAGGAGAGGGCCUGAGGGGAGCGGACGCCAUGUUGGAUGUUCCCCGAAAAGGAAACAAUGGUGCGGUGUGUCCGGUGAGCGAGGGGGAGCUAGAGUCUCUGCUGUCGUGUAUCAGGGACCUGCUGCCUGAUUUGGGCGAAGGUUUUCUGCUGGCCUGUCUACGCGAGUACGACUACAACUCUGAGCUGGUCAUCAACAACAUCCUGGAGGACCGCCUGGCCCCCAACCUGGACAAACUCGACCGAGCUAUGCCAAGGCCAGUGAAGGAGGUGCUUCCAGAUGUUCUGGACGUCAGAUCCAACGUGUUUGAUGAUGACGAGUUUGACAUUUUCCGCAGAGACCAGGUGGACAUGUCCCGCAUAUGGAAGGGCAGGAGGAAAGGUGAGAGCGCUCGAGAGAUGCUGAACGACAAGAAGCACGUAGCAGAGCAGAGAUCUCGUUAUCAGGCCUACGAGACGGUGGUAGACGAGGUGGUCAUCGAACCCGGUGAAAGUGCAGAAGCCUACGACUACGACGACGAGUACGACGACACCUACGACAUGGGCCAAGUGGGAGCGAAUGACCUGGAUGGAGACAGUUUACUGAACAGAAGGCCUUUCACAAUCCCACAGAUACUGAGAAAAGGAAACAAACCAGAAUUGGAGGAGGAGGGUGAAGAUGAAGAGGAGGAAGAGACCCUACAGAACAAUGUAAACCGGGACCAGUUUGUGCAGGACCCGGCUCUGCUGAGAGAGAGGGCUGAAGCUAGAAGAGCUGCCAUGCAUCAAAGGAAAGGUUUCCGACCGGAGCAGCGUCCGAAUAAUGUGGUGGGCCAAGCCAAAGGCCGAGGACAAACCCAGGAGACAUUAGUAGACAGACGCAAGGAGGCCAACAAGGGCCGCGGGGCAAACCACAACCGCCGCAACAUGGCCGACCGCAAGAGGAACAAAGGCAUGAUCCCCUCCUGACCCGUGUGACGGCCUGCUGCUCGAACCAAAACUGACUGAUGGUAGGAACAGACGGCAGGAAGGUGGCUGAGGUGCGAGUCAGUGAAGGGAAAGAAAAACUGGGCCCUUGAGUUUUGUUCUAGGUUAAAUUUGGUGCCCAUAUCCCCACUAUCACACCUCAGCCCCAAAGUUGCUGUCUUUGCUCGAAGGAAAAGCCACAAAAGGUUUUAAGUUGUUGGUGAAAAGCUGCAUUAGUUUACAGACUCUUAGGCAGGGCUUUUGUGAUCUGAAGUUGCCAAGCAGCUUGACAUGUUUGAGACUGAACAUCUGCUUUGAGCCUAAAGGACGUUAAGCUCUCUGGCCCAAAUUAGUUUCUUUUAAUAGCUCAUUGAAAACCAAAGUCCUGAGUGUGAGCUAGAGACUGAGGGCAAAGAAUAGGAUCUUUAUUUUUGCCAAGUAACAAAUCCUUUUAUUAUUACGACCCAGAGUGAUCGAAUUAAGUUUCUUUGACAUCAUCAUCGAAUAGAGAACAUAGGAAUACAAAGGAAGCAACAUCCAGAGUUUGGGAAAAGUUGUGGUUCCUUCUGUAGCUGGAAGAACAAUUACUAACCUGAUGAUCACGUCUGGACAUCAGUGGCAGACUGUGUUGCUCUUACUACUCAUCCUGUAUGAGUAGGUUGUGUGAAAGCCGCCUGCAUGCAACGUUCAAGUGCAUGCAUGGGAUGUCAUCCACCCAGUUCACACCACUGUUGUCCAGACUUUGUAAAAAAAAAAAAUAUAACAAACAAAGUCUUGAAAAGAAAUCAACUUAUAAUCAUGCUGUCGUGUUUGGAAGCACGUGCUAUACAGAGGCGCCUCACGUCUCUGACUAGCUGUGGAGAAACCGACAUGUUGCCAUGCACAGAUUAUUUUCCAUGAAGAGAACAGAUCUAUUAGAGCAUUUUGUAACAAAAAAAGCACAUGUAAUUGGUUUUUGGAGUUGACAUUGCAAAAAAAAAAUAAAAUAAAUACAACAAUACUAUGUUUUUAACAUCCUUCAAGUUUGAGUCAUUGACAAAAUGCUUUUUCCUUUCACAAUGUGUACAGUACAAUGUGUUUGAGACUUCACUAGAGCUUCAAAAAGUACAGCUGCAUAGUUGGGGCUGAAAUUAUCAUCAGUUAUUUGGCAAGUAAACUGCUAGAACAUUUGAUAGAAAAUGUCCAAUUUCACACUAAUGUAGACUUUUACUGUAUGUAACAGUUUUUGUUUGAAGAUAUAUCCAAAGGAAUAGUUCUACAUUUAAAGAAGCAUGCUAAUUUGCUUU
Molecule: messenger RNA, 3743 nt
Organism: Sander lucioperca (pikeperch)
Lineage: Eukaryota; Metazoa; Chordata; Actinopteri; Perciformes; Percidae
Gene: ascc2
Product: activating signal cointegrator 1 complex subunit 2
Exons: 21
Coding region: 184-2460 (758 amino acids)
Biological process (GO): regulation of DNA-templated transcription
Molecular function (GO): ubiquitin binding
Source: RefSeq, a predicted model, not a curated record